Molecule: messenger RNA, 712 nt
Organism: Dermatophagoides pteronyssinus (European house dust mite)
Lineage: Eukaryota; Metazoa; Arthropoda; Arachnida; Sarcoptiformes; Pyroglyphidae
Product: actin-binding Rho-activating protein-like
Biological process (GO): positive regulation of Rho protein signal transduction; positive regulation of transcription by RNA polymerase II
Cellular component (GO): sarcomere
Molecular function (GO): actin binding
Source: RefSeq, a predicted model, not a curated record
UCAUCAUCAUCAGCAUAUUUCCACAAAAAACUUAAUUUUUUCCAUCAACAUCAUCAUCACUGCGUCACAUCGAAUUAUUCAAUCAAAUUAACAAAAGAAAAAAUGGCCGAUGAAAAUGAUCAAUCGAAAUUUCGUUUACCCGGACUUUAUGGCAAUACGGAUUUGAAUUCACGCAUCAACAAGUUCCAAGAACAGGCAGAUAAACAUAAAGAAAAACAAAAACUCAAUCCAUUUUCCGGCUCAUUCGAUGCUGUAGCAUCAGCUAAACAAAAAUUAAACAAAGAAGAUUCAAACUAUGGAAAACCGGUAGAAGGUUCAAAAACUGAACAACGGGGCAAACAAGCAUCACAAUUGAUUGCAAACGAAAUAAAAUUAUUAUUGGAAAUCAUACACAAACAUGGCACUGUGAAUGAAGAAUCGAAUAAAGUUGAAAUCAAAUUCAAAGAAUUAUUUGAAUUAUAUAAAGUUAUAUCAAGCAAAGUUGUUGGCCUGUUAUUACGUGCACGUAAACAUGGUCUGGUACAAUUCGAAGGUGAAAUGCUUUAUCAAGGUCGUGAUGAUAAUGUCAUCAUCAACAUGGAUCCUACCGUCAAACUGGAAGAUGUUCAGUUUGAUUGAUUCAAAAACAAAAUUCAAUUUUAUUUUCAUUUUUUAUUAUAAUUUAAAUAUAUUAAUCAAAUAAACCAGACAAAAAGAUAUUUUUGUUGCCAAA